Bombyx mandarina (wild silkworm) is the source of this 2079-nucleotide messenger RNA. RefSeq names its product inhibitor of growth protein 2. Gene Ontology annotation, biological process: positive regulation of DNA-templated transcription. Gene Ontology annotation, cellular component: nucleus. The record is from RefSeq and is a predicted model, not a curated record. NCBI's taxonomy places the organism in Eukaryota, Metazoa, Arthropoda, Insecta, Lepidoptera, Bombycidae.
GGGACUGUUCAGUUGUUAAAUAUAGUGAACUUGUUUUGCUUAUUCGCUUUCGAAGUGUUUUUAGUGUAAUUUAUCUGAUUACUAUUAUGAAAGGUCAAUUUAGACUAUAGCAAUGUUAAACCAAACUUCGACUGAAGCUUUGCUUUCAGCCGCUUAUGUUGAAAACUACUUAGAUUGCGUAGAAAACCUUCCAAAUGAUCUUCAGAGACAUUUAUCACGUAUGCGGGAGCUUGACGUAACAUAUAGGGAAUGUUUGCGUGAGGCAGAAAAGCAUCUAAAUAUUUGUAUAGGAUCAAGCACAGAGGAACGCCGUCGAACCAGAGCUGCACUACGCCUACAAACAGUUUUAGUUGCUGCACAAGAGAUAGGAGAUGAGAAACUACAAGUUGUACAAAUAUUACAAGAUCUCAUCGACAACAAACAAAGGUCACUUGAUUCUGAUCACAAAAAAUUAUUAUCUUGUAUAGAAGUAACAACAAAUGGCACUACAAAAGAAGAGGUGACUCCAACUCAAGAUGUACUCUCCAAGACAGAGAAGGAAGCCAGUGUGUUAACAACUCCUCAUCAAAACAUAGCACCACCGCCUCCGCCAGAAAGAACAAAUGAGAAAGAAAAGGAAAAAGUUGAGAAGGAAAAAGGCAGUGGUGAACGGUGGUCAAAAAGACCACGUAGAUCAAGAACAACAGCAGGUGCAAUGACUGAUGGAGCAGAUUCCAGUGAACGAGAUAGUGAGAGGCACACACACAACACAACACAUAAGAAAGGUAUAGGUAAAAAGAAAAAACGCAAAGUCCGACAAACGACGCAACGUUCGGAGACUCCACCGGAAGAGCCAGAUGCCAUCGACCCCGAUGAGCCUCGCUACUGUCUCUGUGACCAAAUCUCAUUUGGCGAGAUGAUUCUCUGCGACAACGACUUAUGUCCUAUAGAGUGGUUCCACUUCUCGUGCGUUUCUCUCACAACUAAACCUAAAGGGAAAUGGUUUUGUCCCAAGUGUCGCGGCGACAGACCGAAUGUCAUGAAGCCGAAGGGACAAUUUCUUAAAGAAUUAGAAAGAUACAACAGAGAGAAAGAAGAAAAAGCAUAGUCUUCAAAGAAUCAUUAAUGUGGAUUCAAAAUAAGUGAAUAUUAAUUUCAUCAAGAUUUUGGUUCUGUACCUAUUUUAAGGUACUAUACUGAAUUAUAAUUAAAAACAAGAGUAUGCUUUCCGGAGGAUUAUUUUAUUUUCAAACCCCUUUUAAAAUUAAAAACUUGUAAAGGUAAUAUUUACGUUAUCAUGUCCCACAUGUUUUGAAUCCAUGAUUGACAGACAUUCGUCUAGAGCACUUGAAGUAUUUAAAUGUGAUUUCACUUUUGUAAGAGAUGAUUAAAAUUAUUUUAUACAAGUUGUGACAAAUUGUUAUUAUGGCAUAUUCAGAUUAAGAAUGUGCCUAUUAAUGUGAAUAACAACGGUUGUUCUUAAUUUACGUAAAGCAGUUAAUUAACCUCAAGGAAUAAUAUAUAAUAAAUGACUGAAAUACUAACAUCGGAUUUCAUCUCACAAUGUUAAAUAGAUGCCAAUUAUUUUUGUAAUUUCGAUAUAUUAUGUUAACUUUUCAGUUUUGGGCAGCGUAUUUUAUUAUUUAUAUUAAGCACAAAAAACUUGCCUAGAUGUGCUCUGUGAUCCAGGGUCAUUAAGAGUUGACGCACAUAAUUUUUCAUGAGAACAAAAAAAUUAUAAACUGAUAAAAAAAUCAUGAAGGUGGUUUUAGUUUUAAGAAUACGGGAAAAUAAAAAGUUAUUUUUGGAAUGUCGGAUUACAUUAAAGAUUAAUUUCAAAACUAAUUUGUGCGUCUUAAACAAUUGAGCGAAGCUCUACUGAUUUCUAAAAACAUUAGCUUGUUUUUUAAAACACCAUAGUAAAAAAUAAUUACUACACUUACAAAAUCGCAGUUAUAAUUUUAAUUAAAAUAAUCUUUACAAUAGAAAUGUAUUAAAUUUGUUAAAUUUUAAAACAAAUCAUCUCUAAGCAUUAUCUGCAACUGUUGUAUAGAGAAUUUUAUAUUAGCUGUUACAGAUGUAAUUUCCUACUAUUUUAUU